UAGGUCAUAUGAUUGAGUGUAGUCUGGCCCAGGAGUGUGAAGGUGAACGGAAAGGCUCUGGAGCAACGAACUGAACGCCCUUUCUGUCUCUGCCUGGCCGGUUCCCCUCUCUCCACUGGGAUUCUCUGCCUCUAACCCUAUUACAGGGGCUGAGUCACUGGCUUACUGGUGCUCUUCCAUGCCGUCCCUAGGAGGGGUGCGUCACUUGAGUGGGUUGAGUCACUGACGUGAUCUUCCUGUUUGGGUUGGCACCCCCCUUGGGUUGUGCCGUGGUGGAGAUCUUUUGUGGACUAUACUCUGCCUUGUGUCAGGAUGGUAAGUUGGUGGUUGAAGUUAUCCCUCUGUGGGGGCUGUGCUUUGGCAAAGUGGGUGGGGUUAUAUCCUGCCUGUUUGGCCCUGUCCGGGGGUAUCAUCGGAUGGGGCCACAGUGUCUCCUGACCCCUCCUGUCUCAGCCUCCAGUAUUUAUGCUGCAGUAGUUUAUAUGUUGGGGGGCUAGGGUCAGUCUGUUAUAUCUGGAGUACUUCUCCUGUCUUAUCCGGUGUCCUGUGUGAAUUUAAGUAUGCUCUCUCUAAUUCUCUCUUCCUUGCUCUCUCUCAGAGGACCUGAGCCCUAGGACCAUGCCUCAGGACUACCUGGCAUGAUGACUCCUUGAUGUCCCCAGUCCACCUGGCCGUGCUGCUGCUCCAGUUUCAACUGUUCUGCCUGCGGCUAUGGAACCCUGACCUGUUCACCGGAUGUGUUACCUGUCCCAGACCUGCUGUUUUCAACUCUCUAGAGACAGCAGGAGUGGUAGAGAUACUCUUAAUGAUCGGCUAUGAAAAGCCAACUGACAUUUACUCCUGAGGUAUUGACUUGCUGCACCAUCGACAACUACUGUGGUGAUUACUAUUUGACCAUGCUGGUCAUCUAUGAACAUUUGAACAUCUUGGCCAUGUUCUGUUAUAAUCUCCACCCUGCACAGCCAGAAGAGGACUGUCCACCCCUCAUCACCUGGUUCCUCUCUAGGUUUCUUCCUAGGUUUUGGCCUUUCUAGGGUUGUUUUUCCUAGCCACCAUGCUUCUACACCUGCAUUGCUUGCUGUUUGGGGUUUUAGGCUGGGUUUCUGUACAGCACUUUGAGAUAUCAGCUGAUGGAAGAAGGGCUAUAUAAAUCAAUUUGAUUUGAUUUGAUUAAGCAUCAACUGCAAAAUGCCAUCAUUUAUUGAGUAUGUAUGCUUUCAGAGCCCGAAAGGCCAUUUCUCAGUUUUCGGUAGCUGUAUAACACAAAGUAAAUACCGCUUGAUUUGUUUAAAGUGGAAACUGCAAUGGAUAAAACUGUGCUGCCGUCCAAUAAGAAGCAAUUGAUUUAACACACGAAGUAGAUGAUUAAAUUUGGCUGUGACGGACACUUUCACAGCCAACCAGCUCUAUCAGCAGUCAGUGGAGCUCCUCUGCGUGUCAACAAGGAAAGGAGCCAAGUCAAGGCAACGGUUAUAGCUAUAGAGAAACUUGCAUUUCCCUUCCAACUGGUUCAUUUACUGCAUGCAUCAUGUGCAUUUCAUUACACACAGACAGACACUCCAUUUAAACAGUACGAGCAUCCACCACAUCUGAUUGCAACACUCACAGCAAUUCAGAUGCUUUAGAGAGUUUCAGUGAAAGGCAACAUUCAGUAUCAGGCAUUCAUUCAUUCGCUCUUGGAUGGUUGUCUAUUGAAAUGCAAAAUGGCUGAUAUACAACCAAUUAAAAUAAAAUAAAAACACAUUGAAAACACCUUUACUAAAAAUGUAGCCUACUACUUCAAACCUCCUAAAUUGGUGUUAUACAUUAUUCUGGAUGUGAACAAACGCGACUUGUCCGCUAGACUGUAAAACCAUGAUUCAGACCCCGUUCAUGUACUUUUCCACAGCAUAUAUGAACUAAAUCUGUCUGAGAACUGAGAGGUUUGGUUUGGAUCACUCCCCAAUGCUGGCCUCCUCUCUUAGCCCUGUACCGUCCUGGCAUGUAAGCAUGGCAUUAUUGUCGUGCUUGUGCAGAGUGCGGACUUAAUCAAUGCCCUUGGUUAUUUCUCUGGUUUACAGGCUGAGAGGAGAGAGGGGAGAGAUGGUCAUACUCUUAGCAUGGGGUAGAGUAGGGAUAAAGACUCCUCUGUUUUCUGUUUUAUACUUACUAAAUGUACCCAAUGAAAACGGGUCAGAAGCUACUGCCGUUCCUGAGGAGAGCACUAAAUAAGCUUGAUCAAAAUGAAGGCACUACUCAUUGCUGCUAUUCUCUUGGUUGGACUGUUGGCAAUGGGCAGCGAGGCCAUUCCAUCAAACCGCUGGUCCUGCUACAAGAAAGUCUUGAAGGGCAGGGACUGUCGCAAUGUUGGCAUCUCCAACGGAGUUGCGACCAUGCGACCCAUCGAUUCCCUGCAGAACCAUUUCUGGGAGGGGAACAAAUGCGACAUGGUGUGCUACUGUAACUUCAGUGAGCUCCUCUGCUGCCCAAGGGAUGUCUUCUUUGGACCCAAAAUCUCCUUUAUAAUUCCAUGCAAAACCAUCUGAGCCGUCAGUCGUUUGAAUGGACAGUGAACACGGACGGUGAAAUCUUCUGAAUUGAAACAAUAGUAAAGAGUAAAUGGGGCCAAGGGGGAUGGGCCCAUCCAUUCCGGACUACAGAAUUACAUGCAUUUCAUUCUUCACUUGGAGACAGCUACAACAACGACAAGUUCAGAAGGCUGGAGCUAAAACAAAAGCACAAGCUUUGAAGCUGGGAAAAAAAGAGGCCCAUCUUUCACAAUACUUGGGCCUACAAAUAAAAUGCAUUAUUUUCAGUCUCAAAUACAGCACCCAGUAUAUUUAUUAUCUGUGAAGACAAUUCAAUAAAUGCAGCCCGUGUCCCUCCUUUGCCAAGGCUACAGUUCAACACUUGUAUAUCUGACUUGGCAGACCCUUCAUUUGGCAUUUGCAAUGAUGUGACACUCCCCAUUAUCUACACCCAAACGUAAACAGAUCUCACUCUUUGACAAUAGUCGUAGUACAGUAAUACCACGAAGUGUGCACAUCAAAAAAAUAUCAUUCAAUAGUUAAUAGUAUGCCAUUCUUGAGAGACAUGGCAUUUUAUAUUCAAGGCUAUUAAAUGCCGUAAAUGUCAGCAGGAUCAUGAAAUGUGAUGUUGUGAUGAGCCUAUGAAGCAUGAUUUUACAUGGCUGAAACAAGUGGGCUGUACAACUGUAUUGUAAAUGUCUUUGCAAAAGGAUUAUAGUACUGUGUGUGUCACUAGGCCUAAAUAACUGUAAGGCGCUCUGGAUCAGAGCAUCUGCUAAAUGACUAAAAUGUGAAUAACAUAGCACUUACAGAUCCCCUAGACCGGUGAAGCUGUUUAAACAAGUUGUUCUACUGCUCCAUGACAUCUCCCUGUACUUAUCCAAUGAUUUUAUGUCAAUUACAACACUGUAUGUGAGAAUAUUAAUAAACAGAUCGGUUUG
Oncorhynchus nerka (sockeye salmon) is the source of this 3448-nucleotide messenger RNA. RefSeq names its product scrapie-responsive protein 1-like. Gene Ontology annotation, cellular component: neuron projection terminus; Golgi apparatus. The coding region runs from base 2223 to 2525 and encodes 100 amino acids. The record is from RefSeq and is a predicted model, not a curated record. NCBI's taxonomy places the organism in Eukaryota, Metazoa, Chordata, Actinopteri, Salmoniformes, Salmonidae. The transcript has 3 exons.